Molecule: messenger RNA, 5142 nt
Organism: Lingula anatina
Lineage: Eukaryota; Metazoa; Brachiopoda; Lingulata; Lingulida; Lingulidae
Product: sodium/calcium exchanger 3
Biological process (GO): sodium ion transmembrane transport; cell communication; calcium ion import across plasma membrane
Cellular component (GO): sarcolemma; postsynapse; axon
Molecular function (GO): calcium:sodium antiporter activity
Source: RefSeq, a predicted model, not a curated record
UUGUGUGCAUGGUCAAUGUUCUGCCUUACAUUUUGGCACCGAGUCCUGUUGGUUAGCGGUGUUACGGGAAGAUUUCAUAAGUUGUAAGUUGUUCAUGCAGUCCCUUUUUUAGCUGAAUAAUCAUCUCCGUUUUUGAAAAAAAAAAGUUAUUUGUAGGAAAAACUCGGGGAUACGAGAUGACAGGCGGGUGAAAGUAAGAACAAUAAUUGGGCUUUGCGACCAAGACUUAGGACAUUUUGAGCCAACCAACCAGACAUUACGCACUUGUGGUUUGAGCAUAGCCACAAAUAGGACACCUGUUGUCCAACAUUUUUUUGGAUUUGACUUGAAUAGAAAAGAAGACAAUCAUGGCGGUUGCAAAGACAUUCCACUAUACCAACUUCACUAAUGGUUGGAUCAUUGAAACAACGGAUAAUGGUACUGCACCAUGUGAAAGCUUUAUUCUCCUACCAGCAGAGAACUUAUGGAACUUAUAUCUACGCGGUAUCUUGUACAUAGUAGCAAUGCUUUACUUGUUUAUAGGUGUUGCCAUUGCUAGUGAUAUUUUUAUGGGUUCUAUAGAAGUUAUCACAAGUAAAAAGAAGACUGUUAUAAAGUGGGAUGAAGAAAAGCAGGAAAAAAUAGAAAGGAAGAUCCUUAUCUGGAAUGAAACUGUUGCCAAUUUGACUUUGAUGGCUCUUGGAAGCAGUGCCCCAGAAAUUCUCCUGGCAAUUGUUGAGGGCAUUAGAAAAUUAUCACCAACCCAAUCAAUUGAAGAUAGCUUAGGUGUUUUUACAAUCAUUGGAAGUGCUGCAUUUAAUUUACUUAUGAUUACUUCAAUAUGUAUCAUUAGCGUACCAUACCCUCAAGUAAAAAAGGUGCGGGAAGUUGGUGUGUUCAUACAGACAUCUAUUUGGUCUAUAUUUGCUUAUGUGUGGAUGCUUGUAGUUGUCAACUGGAACACGAAAGGCAUCAUUGACAUUUGGGAGGCUGUUGUAACAUUGUUAUUUUUUCCUCUAAUGGUGCUCUUGGCGUACUGUCAAGAUAAUGGCUGGUGGUGCAAGAAGAAGGCACAAGUCAGUGGUGGUGAUGGAGGAGGAAGUGUCCCGAAUAUCAGGAUAUUAGACAGUCACCAUCAUCGGGCAUCCAUUAUGCACCAUCCUGCCAGAGAACUCCAGCAACUAGAACAUGAAAAAGCAAUGAGACAAAGCCACCAUAAUAUGAAGUCAAUAACUGAAUCCAGACCAUCUUUAUGUAAUACUCAAGAUGGAGAAGUGCUUUUUUCGCGACCCACCACUGCAGCCAGAAGAUUCCAAACUGCAGAAGCAGAAAAACAUGUAACAAGAGCCAGAUCAGCCAAGUUGCACUCAAGAUUCCGUCAUGCAGCUGUCCGUGCUCUCCUUGGUCACCGCAGGAAGAACCACCACCAUGACCACCACCACUCUGACUCCAAAGGGAACCUAGCAGACAUUGUAGACAGGGUCCAGUCCAUUCAUAAUCUGAAAACAACAAUGCCAGAAGACCUGGUUGGUAAAUUUACAUUUGCUGCCCACAGCUACUCAGUGCUGGAGAGUGCUGGUAUCUUAGAGAUAGAUGUUCUCUUUCAUCGCAGAAUGAUGUCAAAAACCAAGAGGGCUAUAGUUGCUCAUUCAGCACAGUGGAGCUCUAACCAGUUUAGUGAUAAUGACAUGGGCAUUGUGGAGAAUGGAGGCACCAACACUGACAUCCAUUCCAUCAACACUCCAGAUACAGAGACCACCUUCCUUGGACCACCUGAUGAUGGGGAGGAAGAUGUUAUUAAGGGGGAAGUGACAGUGGAAUAUGAGACCAGGGAAGGGUCUGGAAAAUUGGACAAGGACUUUAAAUACACCAAAGGCUCACUGACAUUUGCUGCAAAUGAGUACUGUAAGACAGUAACAGUGCCUAUUGUUAAUGACAAUCAAUAUGAGGCUGAUGUGGAUUUCUAUGUUAUUCUGAAAAACCCAUCAGCAGAAGCAGGUCUUGGAGACCCAAGUGUUGCCAGGGUUACCAUCAUUGAUGAUGAUGAACCUGGUGAAUUGACAUUUGAAAAGCCCCAUUACUCAGCAAACCCUGAGACAGGCAAAUUGAUCGCUACAGUCCUUAGAGAGCAUGGCUGUGAUGGCCAGGUGACCAUCGAAUAUUCCACCAUUGAUGGAACUGCUAAGGGUGGACCAGAGUUAGGUCCUGGGUUUGACUACGUCACCGAAAACGGUGUGCUUGUAUUCAAGCAUGGAGAGACGAGCAAAAUUGUUACAGUGGAUGUCAACAAGAAUCCAAAGGAGUCUCAGGGAAACUUGAACUUCAUUAUUGCAUUGAAGAAUCCAAGUGUUGGUUCAAGAAUUGGUGAACACAGUGCAACCAUUGCCAGCAUUACAGGAGGGAAGAAGAAAGGAGGGUUCUCAGAUGCACUUGGUGAUCGUAUUGCUGAUGCUUUGGAUGAUGAGGAUGAAGAGGAGGAACUUGAUUGGGGUGGACAAUUUAGAGCUGCAUUUGAGGUUGGUGGUGAUGAGGACGAGGAUGGUAAUGAACAGGAUCCCAUCUGGUUGGAUUAUUUCAUGCAUUUCUUCACUUUCUUUUGGAAAGUUUUGCAUGCUUUUAUUCCACCAAAGAUGUAUUUGGGUGCUUGGCCAACAUUUGUUGUCUCCAUAUUGUACAUUGCUGGCCUGACAGCUAUUAUAGAAACACUUGGUGGUCUGCUUGGCUGUGUAGUGAACCUCAAGCCUGCAGUAACUGGUAUCACUAUAGUGGCCCUGGGGACCAGCAUCCCAGACACAUUUGCCAGCAGAACUGCUGCACUGCAAGAUGAAGGCGCGGAUGCAGCAAUUGGCAAUGUCACAGGGAGCAACAGUGUUAAUGUAUUCCUUGGUCUUGGACUGCCCUGGUGCAUCAGUGUGAUUUACUAUACAGCAAUUGGUCAACCAUUUUAUGUGAAAAGUACCAACUUGACCCAGGCUGUGAUCGUCUUCUCUGUGAUUGGAACAGUGUGCAUUAUAAUCUUGCUUUUGCGGAGAAAGGUGGUUGGAGGAGAACUAGGAGGGGAAAAGAAAUGGGUGAAGUAUGUCAGUGGCGGUUUCUUGGCAUUCUUGUGGAUCUUCUAUGUGACAUUUGAAGCCUUAGUAGUGUAUAGUGUAAUUACUGUAAACAUAGAAUGAUAAAGAAGUGGAAGUGAAUUGACAAUUCUAAGGGAUCAUAUUACCAGCAGCAUAUAACAUUUAUCUGUUGACUUGUGUUUGAAGCUACACUCCAGAAUGGUCUGCUGAAAACAAAACUACUCAAUCACCACAUUUGAUAUAUAAUCAGGCAAGCAUUUGUGUUCAUUAUGAUUAUUAUUAGUUUCAAUGCUGACAACAAUCAAAACUUGGCAUCGGAUUAUCAGUAUUAAAGGAUAAGAUAAUAUAUACCUCCUCACAGUCCCACACUAUUCAAAUUGCUGUCUCCUCUGAGGUAACUGAAAAAUUAGUACUUUCACUACACAGAGACAGGUCUAUUUGUGAAAGGAGGGAAAUGAAUCUCUAAAGGCAUGAUGCAUGUACAUAGCCUUUUUAACUGCUUGGAGCACCUGUAGCACUCUGUUGCCAGAAAUCAUUUCUAAAACCUGUACCAAAUAGUCUAGAGAAGUUGUCAUUUUAUCCUGUUCUGAGUACUGGAUUAUUCUAAUCUAGAUCAGUUAAGGGUGAACAAAGCUCACAGUUUAUUUGAUAUUGAGGUACCCUGGUAAUUACCUUUAUAUUUACUGUACAUGGAUAAGGUCAACAAGAUCAGCAUUAUGUGCUACAUGCAUCACACCUAAUGUAGGAGUACCUUGUGUUAAAAGAUUUUCUCGGCAUUAUUUUUGUAUUGCUUUAAGCAUAACACAGCUUUGGUAAAGAGGCAUUUGGCAGUAUUGUUCACAACAAAUGUGACAGACAUAAAAAAGAAUCUCUUCAUCAUUUUGUACAUAAACAUUUCAUUCAAACAUUUUAAUUUUCUAAGGUGUAUGUUCAAACCUGAAUAUACCAUAUUUAUCAUUUUCAUUUUAUUUUUCCUCUGUGUGUUUAAAUUUGCAUAAAUAUCUGUAUAUACCUUUGUGUUACAUUAUUGCACAUUAUUUUCUUUGGUCGUUUUUGACUUCAGAUGUUUCACAUAAAAAUAUUGUUUUUAAAGGAGUUUGUAUGGUAGUCGAUUGAUAAUUCAGUUAUUUUACUUUGAUGGUAACUAAACUACCAUAGUAUUUUAUUCAUAACCCUUUGUUUAUGUUUAUGGAAAAGAAACAUAAAUUUCUUUGUUAUCUGUGAUUUUUAUCAUAUUUUUCCUUGUUAUAGUUUUACCUUUUUAAUAUUUGAAGCUCAUCAGGCUGUGAAAAUUGUACAUUCCUCUCAUGUGAUAUCUGUAUUUAUUGUAUUCCUGCACAGAAAGUAGAAGGAAACACACAGUGUAUAGAACCAUUUUGUUAAUUAAGAUCUCUCAUACUGCAGGACAUUCAACAAUUAUUAGCUAGGCCUAUAGGCAAGGGGGUAGGGGUUCAUGGAAGGGGGAGGGUCAAAAGGACCACCUUCAAAGGUGGAAGAGGUCUGCUAGUUUUGUCAACCAAGGUUGUAAAAGGGGGUAAAAAAGGUCUACUUCUCAGAAAAAGACCCCUAUCCCCUUUUGAAAUUGCUGCUUACAGACCUGACACCUGAAUAUGUUUAUGUGCAGAUGUUCAUUUACAAAGUAUUUUUCUGCUCUAACGUAUCUGCAGUUAAAUGCAGCUCUGUGAAUAUUGUGGUUUGUAAGAGUAAUUUGUUAAUAUAUAGCAUAUUAUAUUAAGGGUAAAAACAUAUCAAAUUGUUUUUACUGUACUUUCUAAAACCUAGCCAUGGUGGUCACUCAUGAGUGCCAAAAUUAAAAGGAAUAAGCCAUGAGCAAUCAAAAUACAUAAUUUCAAUCAACAACUAUGGUCUGCCAAGAUUUUUCUUUUCAUGUAUAUUACAUUUGUUUAAUCUUCAACUGAAGUGGAACAGUACAGUUGUGUAUAGAACAACUGACUUUCUUUAACUGUUUCAAUGACUUCAUAUAAAACUUUCUUGGGACACUUCAAUUGUUUUCUCACACAUCUUAUUGCACAUCAAAACAAGGGUUUGAUGAAUCAAGUUAACUUUGAAUUUGGUUUUAUGUUCUUCUAGU